Messenger RNA from Miscanthus lutarioriparius, 1218 nucleotides. The record is from the annotation of a GenBank genome assembly. NCBI's taxonomy places the organism in Eukaryota, Viridiplantae, Streptophyta, Magnoliopsida, Poales, Poaceae.
AUGUCGGAGACUGAAUCGGCGGCAGUGGCAGCGACGCCGGACCCGGCGGCUGCAGCGGAGCCGAAGCCUCGGCGGCUGCGGGGGCACAAGAAGGGCGCCGUCACCUGCUGCGUCGCCUCCUCCGCCCGCCCGGGUGUCGUCGCGUCCUCCGGCGAGGAUGGAUGUCUUUGCUGGUUUGAUCUGCGCACCAAAGAUGUACUUUUGACCAUGGAGGCAGCAAAUAAACCAAUUUCUUCAAUUUGCUUUAAACCAGGAAAUGAAGAUUGUGUGUAUAUCUCUGCUGGAAAUGAAAUAUUGUCCUUUGAUGUUCGUAUGGGAACUCAAUCAAAGCCAUUAGAGACGUAUAACUACAAUAGAGAUGAAAUCAAUCAGAUUGCUGUCAGCUCUAAAGGUUUUCUCGCUGCUGCAGAUGAUAGUGGGGAUGUUAAGAUUGUCAAUACCAUUCAGAAGUGCCUGUAUAAAAGAAUAAGGGAAGCCCACACAAGUAUUUGCAGCAGCGUGCAAUUCAUUCCUUGGAGACCUUGGACAGCAAUUACUGGUGGUCUCGACUCAAAGCUCGUUGCAUGGGAUUUCUCCAAAGGACGAACACUGUUUUCUAUUGAUUAUGGAUCACCUGAAUUGCAAAAUGGCAGUUCUUCCGGUAGUGCAGGGCAAUGUUUCAACCCUGCUUUUGUUCAUUCAGUAGAAGUUUCUGAAGAGGGUAUUUUGGGAGGGCUCUACAAGUCUUUCCCAACAAUUGCUCAGAAAGUUCUAUCUUGUGAUGAGGAGGGUAUUUCUGCAAAAAUUCCAGGUGUGCACCUCUUCUGUUCUCCGCGGCAAGGCUUUCCACGCUCAUUUUGGUCGGCCCUCAUCAGAUCAGAAGCCAACGGGAACGGCGUGGCGUCGCCAGACAUGGUCAGCAAGCAUAGCAAGGAGGAGCUCAUUGCUUUCUUCAGAGACAUUCAGACCUCCAUUGCCGAGAGCUCGCCUAAAGCUUCCAAGAGGACGAGGAAGCAGCCACCUGAUCCGUUAAAAGAGGUUCACAGGAGGGAGCAGUCACACGGUAGAGGAGACGGUGGCGCCGGCGAUGUUUCAGAGGAACGACAGAGGAAAGUGAUGAAUCUGGAGGACAUGAACGUGGCCGACUUGAGAGAAUUGGCGAGGGCGAGAAGGAUGAGGGGUUACUCCAAGCUAAAGAAGGGCGAGCUCAUUGAUCGGUUGAAAGGGGUUAUGCAAUAA